AUGCAGCCAGCUCCAGGAGCACCCAUCGGUAUAAUGCAUGACUGGUAUCCCACCAACAAAUCACAGUACAACGACCUCCAGAAGCUAAACGCUAAAAAAUCGCGUAUCAAUAUACCAUUCAUGCAAACGGGAGAAUGCCUUCACGGUGUGGGGUCGUUUAAGCAAUCGAUGUUCCCUCAAGUGAUUGGCAUGGCGGCAUCAUUUGACACCAACCUCGUACAUCGAGUUGGGCGAGCCAUUGCUACCGAGGCACGAUCAAUCGGAAUCCAUGCUUGCUUCGCGCCAGUGCUUGAUCUUGCAAAGGAGCCGCGCUGGGGUCGAGUACAAGAGGAUUGGGGUGAGGAUAUGGUUCUUACCUCUCAUAUGGGUGUUGCAUUUGCCUCCGGUUUAUCGAAGAAUAGCACUUGGUCGGAUUCAGAUGCAGUCAUUCCUGUAAUGAAGCAUUUCGCGGCCCAUGGGAGCCCUCAAGGGGGUCAUAAUGCGGCGCCCUUCAUGGGAUACGGAACGCGCGAGGUCCUCCAAGAGAUGCUUGUCCCCUUUAAGGCGGCUGUGGAUUUAGGUGGAGUCAAAGGUGUGAUGAUGGCAUAUAGCGAGUUUGAUGAUGUCCCUUGUUCGGUCAACCCUCUCCUGUACCAGGCUUUGGAAGAUUGGGGAUAUGAUGGCUUCGUUACCGCUGACGACACAGGAAUCUCGGAACUUUUAUACACACAUCUUGUCACUAGCUCUGUCGCGGAUACGAUCGCUCAAUGGCACAACGCGGGUGGAAUCAUCCAAUAUUACGAUUUUCCAUUAAGCGACUACGUGAAUGCAACUUUAGAUCUAGUCGCUAAUGGCACAAUCGCAUUAUCGGAUUUACAAUCACUGGCAAAACGCGUCCUAGGUGUCAAGUACGAUUUGAAUCUCUUUGAAGACCCAUAUAUUGCAGAUGAUGUUGAUUCACAAGCAAUCACCGAAUCUCAUGUUCCCCUUACAUUGGAGGCAGCCCAAAAGAGUAUUGUGCUUCUCGAGAACAAUAACUCCACGCUUCCUUUGCAACCCGAUAAGCAGAACAUCGGCACGAUUGCAUUGAUAGGGCCUUUCAGUGAUACAUUCAAUUAUGGUGAUUAUUCGGGCCAAUUCGGGGGCUAUCCGGUCAAAAAUGCCAGCACAAUCCGUCAGGGUAUUACAGAACACCUCGCAAGCAAUUUCCCGGACACAACAUUACUCACUAGCUGGGGAGCCAAUUCUUGGAGCUACAAUGGACAGUACAACAUACCGCCCUAUUUGCUUUCUGCGAACGGGACCUCCGGGGGGCUAACGGCCACCUAUUUUGCCGAUACAAAUUUUACCGAUGCGAGAGUACAGAAACUGGAGACUCCAAGUCUUGACUGGGGCCUUUAUCCACCCGAUGGUCUUCCCUCUAAUAAUUUUAGUGCUAUCUGGGAGGGCGAUGUUGCGAUACCCGUAGACAUCGCGACUGACGGAUGGUUUGGAGUCGCGGUCUAUGCUAAUACCUCUGCUAAGCUUUUUAUUGAUGGAGAGCUCCAUGUUAAUGUUGAGCCUACCACCGCUGGCAAUGUUCUCUCAGAUAUCCCCGGCAUUUCCUAUACUUCGGUUAACUCAACAAUCGCACCACCAGGCUCCGCAGCUUUUCGUUUUAAGAAAGGAGCCAAGCACCACAUCAGACUGGAAUACCAAGCCUGGAAUUACGUUCAAAAAUAUGAAAAUGUCAACUCACUCAAUGCCCAGGUCUCGCUAUUUUGGAAUCUGGUAGAUCCUGUUCACGCUGUCGAUCAGGCAAUCGAAAUUGCUCGAAAAUCCGAUUUGGUGGUUCUUACCCUUGGCGCUAAUUGGAACAGUGAUGGCGAGUCUGGGGAUCGAGCCACUUUAGGAUUUUCUUCAAAUCAAACUUUGCUUGCCGAGGCAAUCUAUGCAAUCGGGAAGCCUGUCGUCCUCAUCUUACAAGGAGGUCGUCCCUUUGCAGUCCCAGAGUAUUACAAUAAGUCUGCAGCAGUGCUGAAUACGUUUUUUCCUGGGCAAUCUGGUGGCCAGGCUAUUUCAGACAUUCUCUUCGGCACUAUUAAUCCGGGUGGCAGAGUUCCAAUCAGCGUUCCGUAUAAUGCUGGAACAUUGCCUGCUUUUUACAACUAUAAACCCUCUUUCCCCCGAGAUUAUACAGAUAUCCCGUACCAAGCUUUAUACCCCUUUGGCUAUGGGCUAUCGUACACGAACUUCACCACGACAAAUUUCCGCUCUAUGGUUGAUAACAGGAAUGAUGCUGAGAUGGAGUUUAAAAGCAAGUCAAACAUCACAUUUUCAGUCGAGGUUACCAAUUCCGGUGAUGUUGCAGGAAGCUACGUGCCGCAGGUUUACCUUCUCGGUCGCGUCUCGUCGAUUGUACGUCCUGUGAAGCAGCUUGUCGCUUUCACUCGGCUGUACCUGUCGGCUGGGCAGUCAAGAAAAGUUACCAUGGACCUCGAGGUAAACCGAUUUCUUCCAAUUUUGGAUCGGAAAUAUGAGUGGACAGUGGAACUUGGAGAUUAUACUUUCGCGCUGCUGGAACAUGGAGGGAGCGACGCUGACACUUCAACCAACGUCACCUUGACUUGUGUUAAGUGA
This is a messenger RNA of Penicillium longicatenatum, 2598 nucleotides long. RefSeq names its product beta-glucosidase. NCBI's taxonomy places the organism in Eukaryota, Fungi, Ascomycota, Eurotiomycetes, Eurotiales, Aspergillaceae. The record is from RefSeq and is a predicted model, not a curated record. The transcript is spliced from 12 exons. The coding region runs from base 1 to 2598 and encodes 865 amino acids. Gene Ontology annotation, biological process: arabinan catabolic process; xylan catabolic process. Gene Ontology annotation, cellular component: plant-type cell wall. Gene Ontology annotation, molecular function: alpha-L-arabinofuranosidase activity; xylan 1,4-beta-xylosidase activity.